This is a messenger RNA of Myripristis murdjan (pinecone soldierfish), 6579 nucleotides long. RefSeq names its product protocadherin 19 (gene pcdh19). Gene Ontology annotation, cellular component: plasma membrane. The coding region runs from base 1119 to 4403 and encodes 1094 amino acids. NCBI's taxonomy places the organism in Eukaryota, Metazoa, Chordata, Actinopteri, Holocentriformes, Holocentridae. Gene Ontology annotation, biological process: homophilic cell-cell adhesion. The transcript has 5 exons. Gene Ontology annotation, molecular function: calcium ion binding. The record is from RefSeq and is a predicted model, not a curated record.
GAGCGCUUGUUGGAGUCAACUAGACAGCCUACUGGCAACGAGUGGUGUUUUUUUUUUUUUUUUUCUGCCUCAACUAGGCUGGAUAUUCAGUGUCUGUAGUUUGCUGCAACCCAACAUGAGAUGCCUUUUGUCCAUACAGUAGGCUCUUGCAUCGUUUCUUCCCUCCGGCUGUUGGCUUCAUUUUCCAACGGAUUUUUUUUUCUUUUCCAUGGACUAUCAGGAUGUGUGCAGCCCUUUUUCCAAGUGUGCGAUACGUGGAAAUUAAUUAGUAAGUAAAAGCUUAAAGACUUGAGAAGAGGCGAAGACUAAAUCUGCUUGUCUGGAAAUAAUGAAAAAAGGUAACCAUGGACUUCAGUGAUAUGAUGAGACAUUUCUGCAAUAGCCCCCCUGCUCUUUAGGCUGAGAUAACCGGACUUAAGCUGUUGAAUAAUUUUUUUUCGACUGCAGAUCCUUUAAGCGUUUUUUCACCAGACGUGCAGUUUGAUAGCCCAAAGCUGCCAGCCUAAGAGGAAAUUUUAUCUCAACUAGCGUUAUUCCACACAGUUGAACAUAUUUCUCCAAAAUGCGGCUGGAAUAUUCUCCGGCAUCAAAGCAUUGGGGAGAAUCUGACAAGGACCUUUGAACCCCAUUAUUUCAUCUUCACGGAAGAUAGCAAUUUUGUUGGGACUUGCUCAUCGGAAUUCUCUUUUUUCCUUCUGCACUGCGAAUGUUUUUUUCUUUUUUUCUUUUUCUUUUAGCCCACUUGAACAUGGACAGUUCAUACGAAUCGUGUGUAACACCAGUUUGCUGCUUGAUGAGAGCUGCUCGUAUUUACAUCGGUAAAUCACUGUUGUGAGAAGAUUCAGCAUGUUUUCACAUAUCUGUCGUCCCCAAUGUUUCCCUCGCUGCAGUAGACCGGAGGAUGUGCUUUGCCUGAGAAGAGUACUAUAAAGCACUUACUGUAGAAUUCAGCACACCAUGCUAUAAUUUGCAGGGGACCUAUUCGUCACCAAAACAUUUUUACCGGACAUUUCAAUGAGAUGAGUAAUUUGGAACAUUUUUCCUGUUUGCUCUGACAUGCAUUCGUGUGCGUAAUAAUUCCAGAUCUGUGUUAGGCAGAGGACAACUCAACAGGUACAAUGCAAUCUAAGGAGAUGGAAUUAAUGCAAUUUAUUUUUGUGGUCCUCCUAUUCUGGGUCGGGGCUGAGGCUGUUAUCAACCUGAAAUACGGAAUAAACGAGGAGAUGAAGCCGGGGUCAGUGAUCGGAAACGUGACAAAGGACGCACAGAAGCAAGGAUUUCAGAUUGCACCGCAGCCGCCGUACUUGCGGGUUAUUUCUAAUUCAGAGCCACGAUGGGUGGAACUCAGUCCAGCCGGAAUCCUGACGACCCAAAUGAAAAUUGAUCGGGAUGUAGUUUGUCGACAGAACCCAAAGUGCAUUAUUUCCCUUGAAGUGAUGUCAAACUCUAUGGAGAUCUGUGUCAUCAAAGUUGAAAUUGAGGAUUUGAAUGAUAAUGCGCCCAGAUUUCCAACGAGCCACAUUGACAUUGAAAUUUCAGAGAAUGCUUCCCCUGGUACCAGGUUUCCCCUAGAGGGGGCAAGCGAUCCGGACUCAGGGAUCUUUGGAGUGCAGUCAUAUUCCAUCACCCCAAAUGAGCUUUUCGGGUUAGAAAUAAAGACUAGAGGGGAUGGGUCCAAAAUUGCUGAGCUUGUGGUGCAAAAAUCAUUAGACAGAGAGACCCAGUCCCACUACACUUAUGAAAUCAGCGCAGAAGAUGGAGGAGACCCUCCAAAGAUAGGCGCGGUCCAGUUGAAUAUCAAAGUAAUUGAUUCGAAUGACAACAAUCCUGUUUUCGAUGAGCCAGUGUAUACUGUUAAUGUUAUGGAGAAUUCCCCCAUCAAUACAUUAGUCAUAGACUUGAAUGCAACGGAUCCUGAUGAGGGCACAAAUGGAGAGGUUGUGUACUCGUUCAACAGUUACGUCACCGAGAAAACGAGGGAUGCGUUCAAAAUUGACCCCAGAACUGGCAUAAUUACCGUCAACGGCGUUUUGGAUUAUGAAACAACGCAAAUAUAUGAGAUCGAUGUCCAGGCUAAAGAUCUAGGUCCCAAUUCUAUCCCAGCUCACUGCAAAGUAACAGUGAAUGUGAUGGAUACGAACGAUAACCCUCCUAUUAUUAGUUUACUCUCACUGAACACAGAGAUGGUUGAAGUUAGUGAAAACGCACAGCGUGGAUAUGUCAUUGCACUAGUACGGGUAUCCGAUAAGGAUUCUGGAGCAAAUGGCAAAGUGCAGUGUAGGCUGCAGGGCAAUGUGCCGUUCAGACUGCAAGAGUAUGAGAGCUUUUCAACCAUACUUGUUGAUGGCAGGCUGGACAGAGAGCAAAGGGACACAUAUAACCUGACUAUCCAAGCAGAGGACAGUGGCAUCCCUCCUUUGCGCGCCACAAAAUCUCUGGUAGUCAAAGUCACUGAUGAAAAUGACAACCCUCCCCAUUUCCUCAAACCCCACUACCAAGAGAUGGUGAUGGAAAACAACCUGCCUGGCUCAUGUCUGCUUGCAGUGUCAGCAGAAGAUCCGGACUUGGGCAUGAAUGGCACAGUUUCAUACUCCAUAGUCCCCGGCGAGAUUAAGCACAUGGAUGUAAACACAUAUGUCAGCAUAAACCCAUCAGGCCGCAUUUACUCUAUGAGAUCAUUCGACCACGAAUACACCAGGACUUUUGAUUUCAAGGUUUUGGCCAGAGACAACGGAAACCCCUCCUUAUCAAGUAACGCAACCGUGCGUAUUGUCGUGCUGGAUGUCAACGAUAAUACACCUGUCAUGACAAACCCCCCGCUGGUGAACGGCACGGCCGAGGUCUCCAUCCCAAGAAAUGCAGGUGUGGGUUACAUGGUGACCCAAGUCAAAGCAGACGACUAUGAUGAGGGGGAGAACGGACGGCUGACCUACACAAUCUCGGAGGGGGACAGAGCUUUUUUUGAGAUCGACCAGGUGAAUGGAGAGGUGCGCUCCACCAGAAUGUUUGGGGAAAACGCCAAAUCCACCUACGAGAUAACAGUGGUGGCACGGGACCACGGCAAGCCCUCUUUGUCCGCCUCGGCCUAUAUCGUGGUGUACCUCUCCCCUGACCUGAACGCACAGGAGUCCAUUGGACCUGUCAACCUGUCUCUCAUUUUCAUCAUCGCCCUGGGCUCUAUUGCCGCGAUCUUGUUUGUCACCAUGAUUUUUGUUGCAGUCAAGUGCAAAAGGGAUAACAAGGAGAUCCGAACAUACAACUGCAGUUUCUUCUACUUGCGCAGGGUGGCGGAGUACUCAUACGGCAACCAGAAGAAGUCCAGCAAGAAGAAGAAGCUCAGCAAGAACGACAUCCGCCUGGUGCCACGUGACGUUGAGGAGACGGACAAGAUGAACGUGGUGAGUUGCUCGUCUCUCACCUCCUCGCUCAACUACUUCGACUACCACCAGCAGAGCCUGCCACUGGGCUGCAGGCGCUCCGAGAGCACCUUCCUCAACGUGGAGAACCAGAACUCACGCAAUGCAGCCCCCAACCAUGGCUAUCAGCACCCCUUCACUGGGCAGGGCCACCAGCAGCCUGACCUCAUCAUCAACGGCAUGCCACUGCCAGAGACGGAGAAUUAUUCCAUUGACUCCAGUUAUGUGAACAGCAGAGCCCACCUCAUUAAAAGCACAUCAACAUUCAAGGACCUGGAGGGGAACAGUCUGAAGGACAGCGGCCACGAGGAGAGCGACCAGACCGACAGUGAACACGACGUCCAGAGAGGUCACUAUGUGGACACAGCUGUCAAUGAUGUGCUGAAUAUGACCGUCCCCCCCAAUGUCUGCCAGCUGCCUGACCAAGACCCCAGUGAAGGCUUCCACUGCCAGGAUGAGUGUCGUAUCCUCGGCCAUUCUGACCGUUGCUGGAUGCCUCGUGUCCCGAUCCCGGCUCGUGCCAAAUCACCUGAGCACGGCCGCAAUGUCAUCGCUUUGUCUAUCGAGGCCACCACAGUGGAUGUGCCCCACUAUGAGGAUGGCACCACCAAAAGGACUUUUGCCACCUUUGGCAAGGAUGGCCCUGAGGAUGUGGAGCGGGGAGAGAUUAAAGGAAAGCGGACUCAGGAGUCUCAGGUGUGCAGCCCCAAGGCCAACGGGGGCGCUGUCCGUGAAGCUGGCAAUGGGCGUGAGGCAGCCAGCCCCAUCACUUCCCCUGUGCACCUGAAGAGCCCGGUGUCCAAGCCGUCAUCUGCCUACAACACACUGAAAUGCCGUGACGCAGAACGCAUUGCUAACCACAGCCUGCUGCGGCAGCCUGAGGGGAAGGACAGUGAGCCGGCCGUCAGGGAGAUCAACACGCUUCUCCACGAUGGCCGAGACAAGGAAUCCCCCAGCAGCAAGCGCUUGAAGGACAUUGUGCUCUAGCGAGCUUCUCUAUGACACAUACCCACAUGCAUACACACAUACAGUGUAAACUCACAUAUAUAUACCCCGCAAUAGCUGUGUGUACGCAGGAGAAAGUCAGGCCACGGAAGUAGAGAGACACACCCAUUUGCAGUAUACAAUAUCAACCAGCCCGAGCUGAAGAGAAGGAACUGUAGUAUGCUGCAGCUAGUUGUGUGCUCAAGUCGAGGUAGUGGAUGUGGCAUUGUUGUAGUCGCAGUACUUUUUCCUUGUUCGCUUUUUGUUCAGUUUCCUUUUUAUCAGUCUGCAACGAGUGGACAGGCAGGUUACUGUUGACUGCAUGGACGUAGCCAGUGGAGCUCUCCAGCUCCACGCGGCAAGCAGGACACAACUUGUUCGGGACACCUAAGGUGCCAAUUCUGAAGUACAGUUAUGCCUUUUGAACUACUUUUGUAUCACAAACUGAUAUUUGCCUUCUUUGGUUUUGCAGUUUGUUCUAGCUGCCAAAAUCGCUCUUUGUUCCUUUGUAUAGUGAGCUCCGUCAGUGUAAUAAAUGGCAACAGACAUGCACAGGAUUCAUCUCAACAAUAUCCUCAAUUUGCUCCUUCAAACAGUUUUCAGUGCACACAGGAGAAGGAAAGGGAGGCCUUUCAAACAAUCCAGUCUCAUUUCCCCCUCUCCCUGUCUAAUAAGAGAAACCUUCUCUGCAUAUCCCUGAGGACAUCCUAGUGUCAUCAGACUGUGAGGUCUUUACAGUAUUUAUGUUUUAUCACAGAUGGAGCUAAAUGAACUCUCGCUAUCUGCCCAGCCACUCUGAACACUGGAAGUGGGACAGACAGAUCCUUGUGUUCCAAUUGAGCUGUAUGAAAAAAAAAAAAAAGACUUACUGCUUUUGAAAUCUCCUGUGCCCAACUUUGAUUGUAGCCAGUGGAACACAAAUUAGAACUUUGUGCUCUGGUCUUGUACUUUUUUCUGACUUUUGACUAUGGGGCUAGGAUAGAAGGGAUCGUCACUCAUGUCUUGCUAUGUGAAACUCUGUAUAGGGUUUACUAUUAUCAUUUUUAAUAACCUGUUGUUAUGUGACAAUCCCUUUAAUGUUUUGUUUCAACAGUAAAAAAAAAAAAAAAGAAAAAAAAGAAUAAACAUUGGUGUUCAACUGAAGCUACAGUAGCGUUUGUUACACAAACACAAAAAUAAAAAAAACAUAUAUGCCAAAAUAUAUUUUAUAAAUAAUUUAAAAAUGUAUAAUGAGAAUAUUUAAUGCUGUGUAGUUAUUUUAUCAGUAAGUUAUACUUGAAAUUAACUUGCUUUUGUUAAUUUGUUUUUGGCUUUUUUUAUUGAACCUGAUUCUAUUUUAUUUUAUUUUUUCAAAAUGAACUUGGUUUAUUUUUUUGUUUACUGUGUGACCCCUGGCAACUGUUGACUUGCAGUCUACCUUGUUGUAAAGAGUUUCUUAUUGGUCAGUUCUUGUGCCAUCAAGUUUCUGUGUGGGCUAAUAGAAAAUGUAAAAAGACAAAAAAAAGACAAAAAAAAAGCAAUUUCAGCACCAACAUUAGUGUGUCAGUUCAAUGAGCUUAGAGUGAGAUAGCAAAAGAAACCAAAAAAAAAAAAAAGACGCAAACAAAACCUUAAAGAUUGCAGGAUGUUGCUUAAUCUUAGUAUCUAAGAAGGAGAAAGAGGGUUCCCGUUGUUCUUCAAGCUGGUGACAGGGUUCCACCUACUCUAUCAGUCUAAUGAGUCAGGUCCCCUAUCGGGCCUAAUCUUAUUUAACCAGACUAGUCUUUUUCAAAUUCAACGGAGAAUAUGCAGACACGCCGACAAGCUUUGCUCAGCAGUACUGUCACCCUGUGCCAUCUGCUUUCAGUUGAUCUCAAGGAUAAGUUUGAGACCAGAGUGGCACAAGCAGGGCUCUCUCCCUCCCCUAUAGGCACUACACAACAGACUGGGUGGAAUUAUGUUUGAAUAAACAAAGGUUUUGGAAGAACCGUAUUGCACAUCAGCAAUGUGGUUUUAUGUUGCUUUGCAGUAAACUAUGUACAAUGUGGAAAAUUACGAAUGAAAAAGGACAAAUUGCAUACAACAAACUAGAUCUUGUAGCUGAAUGUUUUUGCUGGUCUCACCCAUGGCUUCUGGCAACAUGAAAAUCGGAAUAAUCACUGAAUGUAUACAGCAGCUUAUAAUUAAACUAUUAAAUGUU